AUGAGCGUGGAGAUCCUGGACGGGAGGACGGUGCAGAGCUUCGUGGAGGACGAGGGGGCCUUCAACGCCUCCGUCGACGGCCGCUUCGCGGCGCUCGACGCCGACCACGACGGCCUCCUCUCCUACCCUGAGAUGGCCGGGGAGAUCAUGAGCCUCCGGGUCCUCGAGAAGCACUUCGGGGUCGACGAGGCCGGUGCCGUUGGUCCCGACGAGCUCGCAAAGCUCUACCGCUGUCUGUUCGCGCGCUUUGACCGCGACGGCGACGGUGCAGUGGACCGGGAAGAGUUCUGGGCGAGAUGA
Messenger RNA from Triticum turgidum subsp. durum (durum wheat), 300 nucleotides. The record is from the annotation of a GenBank genome assembly. Lineage: Eukaryota; Viridiplantae; Streptophyta; Magnoliopsida; Poales; Poaceae.